Messenger RNA from Linum tenue, 711 nucleotides. The record is from the annotation of a GenBank genome assembly. NCBI's taxonomy places the organism in Eukaryota, Viridiplantae, Streptophyta, Magnoliopsida, Malpighiales, Linaceae.
GAGAAGCGCGGGUACUUCUUCGUCCUAACGUUGACGGGCGACAGCGACGAGCACCGCCUCAGCCCGGCCGCAAUCGCCGACGUCCUCUCAUCCCUCCGCGAAGCGAAAUCGCAGGCCACCAGGGGCUCGGUCCUCAUCACCACAUCCCAGGGCCGAUUCUUCUCCAACGGCCUCGAUCUGGGCUGGGCCCGGUCCGCCGGGUCCAGAUCCGAGGCCGCCGAGCGGCUCAACCACAUGGUCGACUCGUUCCGCCCCAUCGUCGCCGAGCUGAUCUCCCUCCCGAUGCCUACCGUCGCCGUCGUCCAGGGCCACGCCGCCGCCGCCGGGUUCGUCCUCGCCCUCUGCCACAACUACGUGCUCAUGAGGAGCGACCGAGGGGUUCUGUACAUGAGCGAGGUGGAUCUGGGGAUUCCCUUGCCGGACUACUUCACCGUGCUGUUUCGGGCCAAGAUCGGGUCGGUUUCGGCCCGGCGGGAUGCGCUGCUGCGAGGGACGAAGAUCAGGGGAGCGGAUGCGGCGAGGCUGGGGAUCGUCGACGGGGUGAAGGGUAGCGAGGAGGAGCUGGAGGACGCUGGAAUUCGCCUGGCGGAGCAGUUGGCGGCCAGGAAGUGGGACGGCGAGAUUUACAAGGUGAUAAGGCAGAGUUUGUAUCCGGAGCUUUGUGGCGUCCUUGGUUUGGGCGUUUCCAAACCAGUCUUGUCCAAGCUUUGA